This is a messenger RNA of Pyricularia grisea, 3846 nucleotides long. RefSeq lists its product as uncharacterized. Bases 1 to 3846 code for a protein of 1281 amino acids. The transcript is spliced from 3 exons. Gene Ontology annotation, molecular function: ABC-type transporter activity; ATP hydrolysis activity; ATP binding. Lineage: Eukaryota; Fungi; Ascomycota; Sordariomycetes; Magnaporthales; Pyriculariaceae. Gene Ontology annotation, cellular component: membrane. The record is from RefSeq and is a predicted model, not a curated record. Gene Ontology annotation, biological process: transmembrane transport.
AUGGCGGAACACAAGUCUUUGACUGCCGACGAAAAGGGGGAGGGCGGACAGGCGACGCCACCCGAAACGGCACCUAUUGCUGAAAAACAGGCACCAAUCAUCCUGUCUGAGGGUCAAGAAUGGAUUUUGAGCAGGCAGCUUGAAUCCCCUACUUGUGAAGUCUCUUUCUUGGCACUUUAUCGUUACGCCGACGUAUGGGACUGCUUAAUUAUAGGCGUCAGCGUCGUUUGCGCCAUUGCCGCCGGCGCUGCCUCACCUCUUUUGAGCGUAUUUUUUGGUCAAUUAACCAACGCCUUCCAAGGCAUAACGCUUGGCACCAUCUCGGCCCAAGAUUUUGAGGCGGAGCUUGUCAGGUAUGUGCUUUAUUUUGUUUACACCGGCAUCGCCGAGUUCGUCGCCGUAUAUGUGUCGACGGUCGGCUUCAUUUACACCGGGGAGCACAUCACGCAGCGCAUCCGUGCCAAGUACUUGAAGGCCGUGCUGUGCCAAAAUGUAGCCUACUUCGACAACCUUGGCGCCGGCGAAAUCACCACGCGCAUCACAGCCGACACCAACCUCAUCCAGGAUGGCAUCUCGCACAAAGUCUCCCUCACCCUGACGGCGGUCGCUACGUUCGUGACGGGCUUUGUCAUCGCCUACAUCAAAUUCUGGAAGCUCGCGCUUAUAUGCACGUCCACCUUGGUCGCUUUCGUGACGGUCAUGGGAGGCGGGACCAAAGUAAUCGUCAAGUACGGCACCAAAUCCAUGCAACACUACGCCGAGGGGAACAAUCUCGUGCAGGAGGUGCUCAGCACCAUCCGAACGGCUACGGCGUUCGGAACCCACGACCGACUCGCAGAGCGUUACGAGUCGCAUCUUCGGGUGGUCGAAAAGUACGGGAUCAAAAUGCAAAUCGCCCAGGCGCUGAUGGUCGGGGCCUUGUACAGCAUCACCUUUUUGACCUACGGGCUCGGCUUCUGGCAGGGAGCGCGCUUUCUAGGUACUGGCGAGAUGGAUGCGGGAGGGAUUUUGACCGUUUUGAUGGCCAUCAUGACGGGUUCGUAUGCCAUCGGCAACGUAUUCCCCCACACGCAGAGCUUUACCAAUGCAAUGGCGGCUGCUUCCAAAAUAUACAGCACCAUCGACCGCCCGUCGCCGCUUAAUCCCACCUCCAAGGAAGGGCAACAGCUCGAACGUGUAACAGGCGAUAUCGAAUUGCGUGGCGUGACACACGUCUACCCAUCACGGCCUGACGUCGUCGUGCUGGACGACGUGAGCUUGUGCAUACCCGCCGGUCGCACCACGGCGCUCGUUGGCCCGUCGGGCUCCGGGAAGAGCUCCAUCAUCGGCCUGAUCGAGCGGUUUUACAGCCCCGUGGCUGGGGAGAUUUUCUUGGACGGCCGAACGGUCCAGGAUCUCAACCUACGAUGGCUCCGUCAACAAAUGUCACUAGUCAGCCAAGAGCCUAGCCUAUUUUCAACCACCAUUUUUGAGAACAUCCGCUUCGGGCUGAUCGGCACCGACUUGGAAAAUGCACCCGAGGAACUCGUGCGCGAAAGGGUCGAAAAAGCAGCCGCCAUGGCCAACGCCCACGCCUUCGUCACUUCCCUGCCGAAAGGGUACCAAACGCACGUGGGUGAAGAGGGUAUAGUGCUGUCUGGUGGGCAGAAACAACGCGUCGCUAUAGCCCGUGCCAUCGUCAGCGAUCCAAAGAUCCUCCUUCUCGACGAAGCCACGUCCGCCCUUGACGCAAAAUCCGAAAAGGUUGUGCAAUCCGCCUUGGACAAUGCUUCCGAGGGUCGGACCACGGUCGUGGUUGCUCAUCGCCUGUCGACCAUUAAACGUGCCCACAACAUCGUCAUCCUGAGCGGCGGUAGGAUUGUCGAACAGGGGACUCAUGAGGAGUUGAUAGCUUUUGGUGGCGAGUAUCACAGGCUCGUAGAAUCUCAGGAGUUUAGUGAUGACGAAGUUGACUCGGAAUCCACAAACGAACGCAAGGAUUCACAGGAUGAAUUUGAAGUGAUCCCCACUGAAAAACAGGCCUUGGCCAAAUUGUCUUUGGGAUCAAACCCUACCACGGCUGAUGAGAACAACACUCUGUACCCGUUAGGCACACUGAUACGCUUUGUCGCCUCCUUCAACAGGCCAGAGCUCACGCUCAUCCUCCUUGGCGUGGUGUUCGUCGUGCUGGCCGGGUGCGCGCAGCCCACGCAGGCCGUGCUGUACGCCAAAGCCAUCACCGCCAUAACCACGUCGGCAAACCACGAGCAGCUCCAGCGCGACACUGACUUUUGGGCGCUGAUGCUCCUGGCCCUAGGCCUGGCGCAGCUUAUCUUCUACGCCAUCCAGGGGACCUGUCUCGGCAUCGGGUCGGAGAAGCUCACGAGCCGCGCCCGCAGCAUGGCCUUUCGCGUCAUGCUGCGUCAAGAGAUUGCCUUUUUCGACCGUGAGGAAAACACCACCGGAUCCCUAACCUCGUUUCUUUCGGCUGAAACCAAACACCUCUCGGGCAUCAGCGGCAUCAUCCUGGGCAGCAUAUUGAUGGUGACGGCGACGCUUACGGCUUCGCUGGUGGUCGCACUGGCGAUCGGCUGGAAGCUGGCGCUCGUCUGCAUAUCCGUUGUGCCCUUUCUGCUAGCGUGCGGGUUUUGGCGCGUUUCUAUCCUGGCCAAGUUUCAGGUACAUUCCAAGAAAGCUUACGAAGCUUCGGCCAUGUACGCCUGCGAGGCCACCACAGCAAUCCGCACCGUUGCCGCCUUGACCAAGGAAGACGAGAUAUUGUCCAAAUACGACCGUCAGCUCGGCCGCCAAGCCCGAGACAGCCUCGCCUGGACGCUUAAAGCCUCGGCUCUGUAUGCCCUGUCUCAGGCCAUGACAUUCUUCUGCCAGGCCCUGGCUUUUUGGUACGGCGGUACGCUCCUCGCCAAUGGAGAGUACAGCAUUUUUCAGUUUUUUGUCUGUUUCAGCGAGAUCAUGUACGGCACCAACGCGGCCGGCGCCAUCUUCCACCACGCAUCUGAUAUGGGUAAGGCCAAAAACGCCGCGGUCGACUUUAAAAGGCUCUUUGACCGCCGUCCUGCGAUCGACGUGUGGUCGGAGGAGGGUGAGAAGGUGUCGAGCGCCGCAGAGGGAAUGGUCGAGUUCCGGGACGUGCACUUUCGGUAUCCCACGCGCCCGGAACACGCUGUGCUUUCAGGACUGAACUUCAAGGUCGAGCCAGGUCAGUAUGUGGCGCUGGUUGGCCCGAGUGGUUGCGGCAAAAGCACUGCGAUCGCUCUCUUGGAUCGCUUUUACAAUGUGACCUCGGGUGGCGUGUACCUGGACGGCAAGGACAUUUCGAAGCUCAACGUCAACUCGUAUCGGAACCUGCUGGCUCUGGUCAGUCAAGAACCGACGCUGUAUCAGGGAACGAUCCGCGAGAACAUCUUGCUGGGAAGCCAAGACCGCAAUGUGAGCGAGGAGGACUUGGUGGCGGCUUGCAAGGAGGCAAACAUUCACGACUUUAUCCAAUCACUGCCUGACGGCUACAAUACCACAGUAGGUACUAGAGGAAGCAUGCUAUCAGGGGGCCAGAAGCAGCGCGUGGCAAUCGCACGCGCGCUGAUCCGCAACCCGCGCGUCCUUCUGCUCGACGAGGCCACUUCGGCUUUGGAUUCCGAAUCGGAAAGGGUCGUGCAAGCGGCUCUGGAUGCCGCCGCCAAAGGCCGCACCACCAUUGCCGUCGCGCACCGCCUGAGCACGGUGCAGAAGGCCGAUGUCAUCUUUGUGUUUGACCAGGGACGUGUGGUGGAGAGCGGGACGCAUCAGGAGUUGAUGCGCAAAAAUGGGUAUUAUCAUGAGUUGGUCAACCUGCAGCGCCUUGGAUAG